Molecule: messenger RNA, 4477 nt
Organism: Chrysemys picta bellii (western painted turtle)
Lineage: Eukaryota; Metazoa; Chordata; Testudines; Emydidae
Source: RefSeq, a predicted model, not a curated record
AUGUUCUUGUUUUCAGAUCACACCAUCCAGUCUGUUUUUUGCUGCUGCUGCUGUUCAAUGCAGAAAAGAGCAGUGAGAACAAAAUUGAGCCUGGACAAUGACGUAGACUUGAUGGCUGGAUACUCAAUGUCACAACAGCUCUCCUAUGUGUCUACCCAAAAGCACAGAAAUUCAUACCGCAUUAAUCAAUCAAAGAGGAAGCCACUACCAGCGUUACCCCCACAGAUCCCUGAAGAGUAUGAAGAGAAAAUCAGAGUCAUUGCACUCUAUGAUUUUUUUGCCAAAGGACCCUGUGACUUAACACUCAGGAAAUCAGAAGAAUACAUUAUCCUUGAGAAGUAUGACCCUCACUGGUGGAAGGCAAGAGACCAGUAUGGUAAUGAAGGCCUAAUUCCCAGCAAUUAUGUAACUGAGAACGAGCGAAAUAAUUUAGAAGCAUAUGAGUGGUACUGUAAAAACAUAACCAGAAAUCAGGCAGAACUUCUACUACGGCAGGAGUCCAAAGAAGGGGCAUUUAUGGUCAGAGAUUCAAGCCAAAAGGGAGCCCUCACAAUGUCUGUUUAUUCGCGAUCUAGUGGAAGCCACAGUGGAAAUAUCCGACAUUAUCAAAUUAAGCAAAAUCAUUCAGAACAGUAUUAUGUAGCAGAAAAGCACCUCUUUCCAUCCAUUCCUGAACUCAUCCAGUAUCACCAGCAUAAUGCAGCAGGUCUCAUCACCCGUCUCCGACAUCCAAUUGGAUCAAUGGGAAGUUGUUUACCAGCAACGGCAGGAUUUAGUUAUGAGAAGUGGAAGAUAAACCCAUCUGAGCUGACUUUCAUGAAAGAAGUUGGGCGUGGCCAGUUUGGAAUCGUUCAGCUGGGUAAAUGGAGAGCACUUGUCAAAGUUGCCAUUAAGGCAAUCAAUGAAGGUGCAAUGUCUGAAGAUGAUUUCAUUGAGGAAGCUAAAGUCAUGAUGAAAUUAUCCCACCCAAAGCUGGUACAGCUUUAUGGAGUGUGCAUACAGCACAAGCCUCUCUACAUAGUGACUGAGUUCAUGGAAAAUGGCUGCCUGCUCAAUUACCUUCGGCAAAGACAAGGGAGGCUUAACAAAGAAAUGCUAUUAAGCAUGUGUCAGGAUGUCUGCGAAGGGAUGGAGUAUCUAGAAAGGAAUAGAUUUAUUCACCGUGAUUUAGCUGCAAGGAACUGUUUAGUCAAUACCAAGAACAUAGUUAAAAUAUCUGACUUUGGAAUGACAAGAUAUGUUCUAGAUGAUGAAUAUAUCAGCUCUUCGGGUGCCAAAUUUCCAGUCAAAUGGUCAUCUCCUGAAGUUUUUCAUUUCAACAAGUACAGCAGCAAGUCUGAUGUCUGGUCAUUUGGAGUUUUAAUGUGGGAAGUUUUUACAGAGGGCAAAAUGCCUUUUGAAAAUAAGUCAAAUUCUGAAGUUGUCCAUGAGAUUUCCGAAGGUUACAGACUUUAUCAACCAUAUCUGGCAUCACUUACUGUGUACAAAGUCAUGUACAGCUGCUGGCAUGAGAAACCUGACGGUCGCCCUGCUUUUGCUGAGUUACUUCAGACCCUCACAGAUAUAGCUGAGACUGGAUAAUCAGACUUUCUAUACAUAUGUAUUCUCAUUGCAGAGAUAGCAUGAAGCCCCUCAUGUGGUAAUUCUCAGUCUUUUACAGUCCUAGCUAGUUAUAGCCAUCAGCAGCACUGUAAAUAUUGAGGAAUCUGAGUAGUUAGUCUGUUUUUAUUUUCAGGGUUCAUCACAUUUUUAGUGUUUUGGGGGAAAUGGAUAGUUCAGGGGAUCGGUGAUGGGCUCUUGACCUUUUUGCCGCAAGGUUGCUAGUUCAAAUCAAGACCAGGUUCAUGAUGAUCAAGUCUAUGCUGGAGAGGAAUAACCAAGGUUCCUUCUAGUACAUGGCACAUAGGUCUAAAUUGCACAACAAACCCUUCUGCUUUAUAUGGCAGAUUUACACUAAAUUCUGCAACAAUGCCAUUGAUUAAGAAAUCAUUUGAUAAUUGGUCUGGCUCAUAGAUUGGGGAAUGGGGACAGGUGGCAGCAAAAGAGACUUGAGCACCCAUUAUGGAUUUCUAUAUGGGUAUUGGAAAGACUAGGUGAGUGAGAUAAUAUCUUUUAUUGGACCAACUUCUGCUGGUGAAACAGACAAGCUUUUGAGCUACAGAGAGCUCUUCCUCAAGUCACUGUACAUGUCGUCAUACACAUUUGAACACAGGACCUUAGGCACUGUAACACAGACUUCUGUCAUUUGAGUCUAAAGAGCAACUUAAGAUAGUAGAAAUAGUAAGCUUUUGUCAUCUAGCAGACCAGUCAUUAAAGGGAGACAACCUAAUUUGCCUGUGUGCUAUACAUUCUCUUAGAGGAGGGGUGGGAAGGCAUGCAGGAAGAGGCAGAUAUCCUAAUAGCUCUUACAUGCCAUCUGAAUGGAAUGCCACUCGAACAAUUUAGGAGCUGCAUAGCUGGUGAAUGUGCCUGCCUGUGUGCCUUAGGAGCACGAGAAAACAACCACAAUCUCCUGCAAGCUUGUUUUUGCUUUCUCCAAGGCAGAGUUUCCCAUGCCACCCUUCUGCCUCUUGGAGCUGCAUACUUAACUAACAGCCUCCUUCAGUCAGCUAUACUGAACCCGCCCGGUGGCAUGCCAGUGGACAAGCUGAAGAGAUGGAAAAUGGAACCUUUUUGUAUUUGUGGUGCAUAAGUAAUUUUUUGCAAAAUCAUGGCAAAAAGAUAAGUUAUCUGUCCCAUUUGUGUAACCAAUACUUGUUAUAAUUAGAACCCUGCUGUGAACAACAAUUGCACUGGUAACUUUUGUUUUCCUUGUACAUCGUAUAUUUGUGGUGGCCAAUGUUAGUGUGAGAAAAGCUUAUUGUUUGUAGCUGUACCAUCUGUUAAAUUUAUAAUAUAGAAGAGAAAGAGCACUAUAGAAAAGGAAAACUAAACUCACAUACUGCGUAUAUAAUCAUAUGUAUUUAUACAUAGCUGAAUGUAUAUAUUUGUAUUUUACAGCAACUUGUAGGGAGACAAAAUAUUUAAAACCUAUUGAUUGAAGAACAUUCUGCAUGACUCCUACAGUUUUACCUUUUUAUUCUAAAUAAAAAUAAACAUUGUCAGUUUUUGGAAUUAUGCCCAAUGAUAGAUUCCUUGGACUAAAUUCAGCCCUGACGUAAGCCUGGGUAACUCCCACUGAUGAUAAUAGUGUGCAAUAUUUUUAAGCAAUGUGAUUACCUGCAGUUAUUUGAAGAAUGUAAAUAUCAAAGAGGAAGAGGAAAUGUUUAAUUAUUUCAUGUACGCCUUUGGAAAGUUGCCAGUUCUUUUGGCUGCAUUGUGAAAGCAUCUCAGUUUCAAGAGAAACUAGAGUUCCUUAUUCCUUUAUAUAACCUUUUAAAAUAAUUUUAACCAAGUUAUACCACUGUUUGCUCUUAGAAUGGACUCCUAGUACAUAUUUUAUUCCAUAUCAAAUGUAUGUCUGAAUACAGAUUGGUACAAUACACUAGUCAGGAGAAAAGAGUAGUGUGCCUGAAAAAGCACAAUGGAUGCAAGUUUUCCGUUUAAUUACUGCAAUCCUUCUGCCCACUCCAGUGACAUGUUAAUCUUUUCAGCAGGUGUUGCUGUAUAAACAACAACAAAGAAAUUAUAUCCAUAGUGCAAAGCAUACGAGUAUGUUGCAAAUUGCAUGAGGAGUUCUAUAAGAUCGUAUUGAAGUGGUUUUGCUAAGUUGUUUGUUACUGCAUGCCAAUAUGUAGCUAGGAGACAUCACCCAACUGUGAAAGCAAAGAAGAUAAGAAGUGGGAGGGCUGUGAGUUGAGCUUGUGACUGCUACACAGUGAAUACAUACAAAUUGCUCAAAUGUUUCCACGUGUGUUUCUCUGUUAUGCUGAGCUGUAGUUUGCUUAGUGGGCCUUAGACCCUUUCAGUAUUGGAAAGUAAGGUAAAAGGUGACUAUUGUUGUAGAAAGCGAGAGCCUGAGACAUAGGGCCUAGUAUAAAAAGGCCUUGUGUAAGGCCUAAGGCCCAAACAGAGUCAAGCCCUGCUACUAUAAAGCACAAUUAGCAAGAAUCAGGCCAACUCAGGCCCUGCCCAGUUACAAAGCAGAGGCUUGCUUUGCAGGUUCACUAUCCAAUAGUGGAGCUUGGCAAGAAUAGGGCUGGCGUUGCAAAAAACACAAGAACUCCUACACACUAAGUAUUCAUGUAAAUACAUUCUAGAAGAGUAGUGCCAGAACAGCCCGAUACAGGUUUAUGGUGUAAACACUCUUCAAAGAUGACACAAGCACACACUGACCCCUCUUAAAGAAAAGGGCAGGAUGACAGGGUGAUGGAUAGAGAUGUUUUGAUUGAACCAACUGGUACAAGGUAAAGGGUGGUAAUUAACCACGGUGGAGGGGCAAUAUGUAACUUGUUUGUAUCAGUGUAUAAAAGAGGAGUCUUUGUCUGCUUGAGGGGGGGAAUGGAAAGUCCUGCCAUUCACUGAGCUGAGUCCAUUG